AUGACAAAACAUUUGCAUCAUGCUAUUGAAUCUAGAAAUGAGGGCUGGGACUCUGUUUUAGAUAUUAGCCAGUUUGAGGGAGCUAUUCGAGAAAUCAAAUUCUGGAAAAAGAAAAUAUUUAGUAAACCAACCAGACGUUUGUUCAGUACUGGUAUUGAGUCAGUAACUGUCUAUUCUGAUGCAAGCCAAAUAGCCUGCGCUGCUUAUAUUGAAGGUAAUAGCGAUAAAAUUUGUCAUAGGAAUUGGUCUCAGUCCGAAAUGGACACCAGUUCUACAUGGCGCGAGUUAACUGCUAUUUUAUUUGCCUUAAAAAGUUUUUUACCUUUUAUAGCGGGGUUAACUGUGAGGUGGUGCACAGAUAAUCAGAAUUGUGUUCAUAUUGUUGAUGGGGGGAGUACGAAAUUAGAUUUACACAGGAUAGCUUUAGAUAUAUUUGAAUUGUGCAUUAAACAUCAGAUUUCUUUACAUAUGACAUGGGUUCCCAGAGAAUCUAAUGCUUUGGCUGAUUAUUAUAGUAAACUAUGUGAUGUUGAUGACUGGGGCGUUUCAGGAGAGUUUUUUGAUUUCAUUGAUUUAAUGUGGGGACCUCAUACAGUAGAUCGUUUUGCGAACCAUUAUAAUCGAAAAAUUGUUCGUUUUAACAGUUUAGUUUGGGUUCCGGGCACUGAGAAAGUUGACGCGUUUUCUGUAAAUUGGGCUAAUGAAAAUAACUGGUUAGUACCUCCUGUAGCUUUAGUUCCCAGAGUUAUAAAUUUUCUGUUGGCUUAUCUGAUCGCACGAAAUCUCAACACAGUUGAUUUUCAAGAUCCGGAGUUGUCUUCCUUGGCUGCUGAAUUACCAAAUUUCAUAUUGAAAUCUAAAGCUUCUAACACUGUGAAAAAGUAUCAAAGAGUUUUCGGAAAAUGGUGUUUUUGGGCACGGGAACACGGUGUCGAAUCUUUACCAGCUAGUGAUUUGAAUUUGGCUUUAUAUCUCAUAUCAGUUAUUCAGAGAUCAAAUUCUCCAACUUCUGUUGAUGAAGUUUAUUAUUCAGUAAAAUGGGCUCAUGAUUUGGCUGGUUUUAGUUCUAAUCCUUGUGAUUCUACUUGGGUUAAAUCAGUCAGGGAAGCAGCACACCGGAUUUUGGGACAUUCUGUGUCGAAAAAAGAACCUGUAACUCCUUUAAUGUUAAAUGAACUUAUGGACAAGUUUGGAGGUGAAGAUUCAAAUUUAAUGUAUUUGAGAAAUUUAUGUAUGUGUUUUGUAGCUUAUGCAGGGUUUUUACGAUUUUCUGAGUUAAGUGACCUAAGACGAUCAGAUCUUCAGUUUUUUCAGGAUCAUGUUUGUAUCUAUAUAAGGUCAAGCAAAACGGACAUAUAUCAUGAAGGUAAAAACUGUAUUAUAGCUAGGACUGGUAAAAAGACAUGCCCGGUGUCUUUGUUAGAGAGAUAUAUAGAUAUGAGUAAUAUUACAGAUGAUUCGAACGAUUUUAUUUUCCGUUCAGUGUCUUACUGUAAAUCAACAAAUACUUAUAAAUUAAAAGGAGUUAAUCAUUUGUCAUAUACUAGGGUUAGAGAAAUUGUACUUAACAUGUUUUCUGAGAUUGGUUUAGAUAAGAAAAAAAUUGGGAUUCAUAGCCUUAGGUCCGGUGGUGCUACAGCUGCGGCUAACUUCGGAAUUCCGGACCGUUUGUUUAAGAGACAUGGCCGUUGGCGGUCCGAAAAGGCUAAAGAUGGUUAUAUUAAAGAUGAAUUUAGUAAACUUCUUUCAGUGUCAAAAAAUUUAG
This is a messenger RNA of Ruditapes philippinarum (Manila clam), 1765 nucleotides long. RefSeq lists its product as uncharacterized. The record is from RefSeq and is a predicted model, not a curated record. Gene Ontology annotation, molecular function: DNA binding. The transcript has 2 exons. The annotation marks the transcript as partial. Lineage: Eukaryota; Metazoa; Mollusca; Bivalvia; Venerida; Veneridae. Gene Ontology annotation, biological process: DNA recombination; DNA integration.